AUGUCCGAACUCGAGGAUCGAUUCGUCAAAAGAGGCUACUGGGUCAACUGGCAUCACGGUCCCAUCAUGGGGCAGACAUUUACCGUGGAGGCCCAAACCGGUAUCCUAGUCGUUGCGCUCUUUACCAUUCUAGCCUCUGUUGCCACUGCACAACUCUGGAAUUUGCUAGCUUUCUUUCUGCACCAGCUACGGGCCGAUAGUGAGCCGUCAGAUGGUCUAUUCUGGCAGCAUCAAGCGUUACUCCGGACGAUGCCCACACCGACCGCCUUCAUGGCCGACUCCCUUAAGUUAUCAUGGAGAUGGAGGUCUAAAUUCCCGCACUCUCUUCUCCGGUACUCGCUGUUGAUAUCCUUCGCUCUUUGCUUCGCCAUUGCAUCUAUUGCCGCCGGCGUGGCUACCUCCUAUGCAGUGGACAAUUCAAACAUCGAAGUACUGGUCGACAGUCCCCUCUGUGGUCGAGUCAAUUAUACGAAGAUGUAUGAUGGACGGGCGACCUCCACUCUCAUGUCCAACCUCGACAACAGCAUCCAGACAUAUGCCAUGAACUGCUAUCAGAAGAGCUCAUCCCUUCCAGCACCCUGCCAAAAUACCUUCCACAGGCCCAAUAUAUCCUUCACGGCAGAUCCUGCUCCAUGCCCGUGGAACUCUUCUAUGUGUGCUGAGGGCGCCUUACCCGCGAUAGCUAUGGAUUCUGGACUGAUAGACAUGAGGACCCACUUUGGACUUAAUGUGCAAGAGAAGGACACUGUCAAACUCCGCAAGCUGACGACCUGCAACAUCCUACCCCGCGAAGGCCGCAUAAUUACGAGAGACGUUUCCUACUGGAAGACCCGCGGCUUUACAGAUAACAAGACGACGCUCAAUUACGGUAAAUACAGAAACACGCCCGAUGAUCUGCGCCCGGAAGCCACUUUUCUGCAAAGCACGGCUCUCACUGAUUAUCAGCCAACGUUCGGAGCCGAUGCCAUCUUUAGCUACUUAUUGAAUGAUAUAUCCUUUGUCGGGAUAGUUCCGCUCCCCGAAAUGCAGCGCGACGAUGCUGAUGUCUCUGUAUUGGCCGUCUGGUUGAACUGGGUCAUGUACGAGCAACCUGUUAAUGACCCCUUCUUUUCGGCCCAUCGACCCUGGACGUACAUCCCAGGAGGCGGGUAUCCGAAUUAUACUCGUUAUGAGCCGGAUUUUGCAGCUGGUGUUAUUGGAUGCGCCGUUCAGUAUCAAUUCUGUCACCCACGGCCUGGAAAAGACGACUUCUGUACGAAGCUCAGCGGCAGUCCUCUAGAGGUGUCCAAUGGCGACUACCCCGAAGCGAGCCCUCUCCAGCUAUCGCUCCUGCAGCUCUUGAGGUCUCUGACUCGCAUCAGUUCCAUUAAUGAUGGUCCUCUGUCCGGUAUUGUGCAAGCUGGCAAGACGGUCAGCCGCGGCGCGUCACCAGGCUUACCGGACGACCAGUGGAUCCAGGAAAUUAUUGGUUGGGAAGCUCUUGCAUGGACGAGCUGGCAGAGUCUACUCUCGGCUUCCGUCAUAGGCCCCGGGGCAUUUGAUGAAUACGCGGACGAGUACCGCGACGUCCCUACGAACGCGGGAGACAAGCAGCUGUGUUAUUCCUUGAAGAUGCGGAAAGCUGGUGGCUUCGCAAACAUCAACCUCUUCGCGCUGGUCUUCAUCACCACCUUCUCCAUCGUCAUAACGCUCUUCAAUAUGACGGUUCUACGCUUCGCCAUCUUCCUCAGCAGAUUCCGCCGCGCCUUAGCCCCCCGCAUCGACCGCUGGGUUCAAGAUGGCAUAUUUCAGCUUCAACGGCGUGCCUUCGAAGCGCAUCACGGGGGCUUGUGGGUCGAUCUCGAGAAGGAAAUCCCCGUGACGAAGGAAAGGGAGAGGCUAUUGGAAUUACCCAUUGCGUCGUUGCCUCUUCAGCUGGAGAGGACGAAGAGCUUUGAUAACGAGAAGAAGUUCCCGAAAGACAUGAAGGAAGUCAAGGAAGAAGUCACAGAGGAGAAGGCCGAAAAGAUCUCUGAUCAGGGUGUCGAAGAGGAUUUCGAGAUCGGGAUGCUGGGGAGAAUGGAUUCGGGAUUGACCCUAAGAGACGACUAUGGAAGGAUGCGUUAG
This is a messenger RNA of Trematosphaeria pertusa, 2106 nucleotides long. RefSeq lists its product as uncharacterized. NCBI's taxonomy places the organism in Eukaryota, Fungi, Ascomycota, Dothideomycetes, Pleosporales, Trematosphaeriaceae. The record is from RefSeq and is a predicted model, not a curated record. The coding region runs from base 1 to 2106 and encodes 701 amino acids. The transcript has 3 exons.